Messenger RNA from Vitrella brassicaformis, 1359 nucleotides. NCBI's taxonomy places the organism in Eukaryota, Vitrellaceae. The record is from the annotation of a GenBank genome assembly.
GUCACUUUCGUCGAUUCGCCCGUAAGAGGCCUUUCAGCCAGUGUGUGAGCAUGUCUGACGACGAUUCUCCCCGCCAGUCCAAGUCCAAGAGCAAACCUCGCGAACAGACUGACAAAUCAGGACGAAAGGUGCGACAGACACGACAGACAGAGACCGGCCUGACUGCCUGCGUGUGCGUGUGUGUAUCUGUGCGUCUGUGUGUGUGUGUGUGACAGGUAUGGGACAAGGAGUAUUAUGCGAAGCGUGCCAAGGAGCGUGCCGAGGAUGAGGAGAUUCUCGCCCUGGUGCCCGAGAGCAAAAAGAAGAAGGUCGCGCCGCCGCCGCAGGAGAGGCAGCCGCUCAAGGAACGACACGACUUCAUCGAUCUUGAGGAACGGUCAGUCAGGAUCCACACACAACACACACAGCACAGCAUCUGUUGGUUCCCCCCCUCUCCCUAUCUGUCAGUGUGGGCAAGACGCAGGUGGUCACGCAGUUCACGCCCAAGCAGCAGCAGGGCGGCUACUGGUGCUCAGUGUGUGAGUGCCUCAUCAAGGACAGCCAAGGUCAGUCAACCGCUCACCCACCCACUCGCCCACCCGCACGCUCACACACACACACACAGACACACACACACAGACGGGCCCCUCUCACCUCCCCUGUGUGUGUGUGUGUGUCCCUCUUCUCUGUGUGUGUGAAUCGGUUGUCCAGCAUACCUCGACCACGUCAACGGCAAGCGCCACAACCGCAUGCUGGGCAUGACCAUGAGAGUCGAACGUGUAGACGUCAACAGGGUACCCGACCACUCCACCACUCCACCACCCCACAAGACAGGCAGAGACGAGACGAGACCUCACACACACACACGCAUUCAUGUGUCUCCCUUGUCUGGUCUGUCUGCAGGUGAAGGAUCGUCUGGCGUCGCUCAAGAGGUCCGGCGAGGCGGACACCUCGGCGGCUCCCGUGCAGGUGGACGACAUCCAGCAGCGGCUCAGGCAGCUGCAGGAGCAGGAGGAGGAGAAGAAGCGACGCAAGAGGGAGAGGAGAAGCAAGAAGCACAAGACCGAGGCCGCUGAUGACAUCGGCGACGGCGUCAAGGAGGAGCCAAGAGCCAUCAAGGACGAGCCUCAGGAGGCUGCUGCGGGGGUAGAGAGGGAGGGGCAGGGGGGGGUGCGGGUCAAGACAGAGCCGGAGGAAGACGAAAAGGGCGGGAGUGCUGCUGGUGCUGCUGCUGACGGUGGUGGUGGUGGUGGUGACGCAGAGGAAGAUCUGAUGAAGCUGAUGGGGCUGCCUGUAGGGUUUACGGCCGGCGUGUGACUUACGGCCUGGCUGCAUGUGUGUGUGAGACCAACAUGACGUUCAGCAUCAUGUCGAUUCAUG